Gambusia affinis (western mosquitofish) is the source of this 3873-nucleotide messenger RNA. RefSeq names its product vitrin (gene vit). NCBI's taxonomy places the organism in Eukaryota, Metazoa, Chordata, Actinopteri, Cyprinodontiformes, Poeciliidae. The transcript has 20 exons. The record is from RefSeq and is a predicted model, not a curated record. The coding region runs from base 174 to 1841 and encodes 555 amino acids.
UGAAACUCCAGGUGGAAGGAUCGCUGCUCCUCGGUUCAUCCAGAGGAGGAAUACCAGGAAAGGAUUCCGCAUGGGAUUACGUUUUUAACGCGGACGGGAUUAUAUUACCUCCUCAGGUGGAGCGGUAAUUCAAGAACAUCUGGCUGAGCUGCUGAACCAGAACAUCCUUCACCAUGAUCAGAUCCAUUACUGUCGUCUUCUACGCGUUCCUCUUGUCUUGGGCAUGCUGGGCCAAGCCUAAUGGAUUAAAGAACAAGAAACCAAAGCAAGUUGUUCCGGAUAUCGAGUGUGACGUCCGAGCGGGGAAGAUUAACCUCCCAGAGUUCAUUGCCAAGUGCCCAGCACACUGUAAAGAAACCAAGCAGCAGGUCUACGGGACAGGCAUCUUUGCCUCCAUCUCCAGCAUCUGCAAUGCAGCCAUCCAUAGUGGAGUCAUCACAAACUCAGGGGGGAAAGUAAUUGUGAGGAAGAUGGCCGGGCAGAAUGUCUACAAAGGCAGCAACUCUAACGGGGUGCGGUCACUGUCUCUACCCAAGUGGAGGGAGUCAUUUGUGGUCUUAGUUGGGAAGCCAAAGAGAGGUGUCAUCUACCCAUCCACUCUGGACUAUGCUCCUUCAAGACCAACAUACGUGAAGACAGGUCCAAAAGACACCAAAUUAGCUGCGUUCACAACGCUGCCGCCAACAACAGCACCUGAAGCCACCACAACAACCCCUGAACCGACAACCACAACUGCUCCUACCACCACCACCACCACAACCACUAUGACUCUGCCACUACCCACGACCACCAAAGCCCGGGCCGCAGUUCAUAAAAUCAGGGACGCAGGCAGCAGUCACCCGUACCUUGCCCAUGUGGCUGCCGCAAGUUCAAGACAGUCACAGAGUGCCCAAGGAAAGAGUCCAAGCCAAGUGUUCAGAGGUAGCUCCUACCCAAACAGGUAUCCACAGCGUGCCAGUGCAGGUUUGCGCCGGCCAGAGGCGGGCUCAGCCAUCAGGAGGCAACCAUCCUCUCCAGUCAGCCCAGCUUUCCCCAGGAGAGACUGGCCACCCUCUUCUUACUCUCGCCCUGACUGGUUCCCAGGAGCUCGACGACCAGCAGAUGUUAGCUAUGCAGUUCCAGACUCAGGAUACGCAUGGAGUGAGACAGAAACACCUGAGAUUCCAGCUCGGGAUCUCAGGCCUGAUAUCUCAGAGUAUGAACGCUGGCUUUAUAGCUUUGGACCAUACCCCCCUCGCUCCACUGACUUAGAAGGCAGCCACAAAAUGCCCCAGCACUUACCCCAUGGCAAAGUGGAGCCAGUAGAUGCCUGGAAACAAGAUGCAAACCCCUAUGAAUCAGGUUUUAGCUUGAGAGAACCAGAGGCGCUACCUAGAGCACCUGAACCCCCUGCAUCACAAGGAGACCCAAAUUGCAAGGUUGAUCUUGCCUUCCUGAUGGAUGGCAGCUGGAGCAUUGGGAAACGGCGUUUUAAGAUCCAGAAAGACUUUCUGGCUGAGGUGGCUCAGGUCAUCAACGUAGGCAUGGCUGGACCAAUGAUGGGCAUCAUCCAAUAUGGUGACGAGCCUGUGACGGAGAUGAGUCUGAGGGCCCACUCCAGCUCCAAGGAUGUGAAGUCGGCCAUAGAUAAGAUUGUGCAGAAGGGCGGCAUGUCCAACGUGGGUGUGAUUGCCUACUCCAUCGGUAUCGCCUGGGCCGCCCAGGACGAGCUGGAGUACAUCGCCACUGACCCCGACAAAGAGCACUCCUUCUUCGUCGAUGAAUUUGACAACCUCUACAAAUACGUCCCCAAGAUCAUCCACAACAUCUGCCAGGAGUUCAACUCUCAGCCCAGGAACUGAGGUUGUCAGUGCGACGGAGGUGGAGGAGCAUGUUGGAUCAGGGCCGUCUUUAUCAGAACGCUGACCGCAAACGUUCUCACCCUGCGGUCCCACAGAUGGCGUCUCUAGGUGGGCUGCAGACACACACAGAUGUAGAGGCUAGAAUUUACACUUCCAGUAAAAAGCUUACAGACACUCAUCACCGGUAUAAAAGUCACAUCUGAUUUUGGGUCUUUUAAUGAGUUAUAUGAGCCAGAGUUUCACAAGGAACCGAUUUUACAUCAAGUAGCAUCAUUGAAUUUCAAACAUAAGAAUUAAAUGCACGUGUUUGAAUUUUGUGUUGGAUUUUUUUCUAUUCUAGUUAUGGUAAUCAAAAUUAUACACAAAAGUUCAAAUACAUAUAACAUUUGAUAGCUGCAUGACAGCCACAUGCCAAAAAUAAGCUUCGGUAGAAAUUGUUGCUGUAUAUUUGCAGAAUUGGAAGCAUUAAUUUAAUUUGGAUGGUUUUCUGGUUUUCAUCAAAGUUGUGGUGAGGGUGGAGCUCGUCCAGACACUCAGUGAUUUAAUUAUUUCCAAACCAGUUUUAAUGUGUGUUUAACUGCCACUUAAGCUUGAACAUAAAUUCAGUACCAUUUUCUCAUUUUAACACAAAGUUUCUUGUUAAAACUUGAAAAUAUUCUUGUUAAUACAACAUGCAAAGCUCAUUAAAACAAGAAACUUUGACAUUCUAAUGAGAGAAAUUUUGUAUCUCAUUAUUAUGGCAAAAUUUCUCAUGAGUUUUAUAUGUUGCGCCAACAUGAAGAAUAUGGUCCCCUCACAGACAGCGGUGGUUAUAACAAGUUUUUUUUUUUUAUGUAGUUAAAAUAAGAAGAUUUUUCAAAUGCGUAUCAGAACUGGUUUUGAAACGGAGAAAUUGAGGCCUCUGGACUGGCUUUUCCAAAGCCCAAACCUCCACUGUAUUGAAAAAAUUCUGGACUUAGCUCCAAGGUUUGGCAUGUAUCAGGAAAUCAACUCAUUUAGAAUAAUUAGUUGUCAAAUAUCCAGCCAGAAUUAAGCCAGAAGCCUGACCGUGGUUUGAAAAGCAAUCGUACAAGUGGGCAAGGUUUAAUUCUCUAAAAAAAAAAUAUUUGAGGCAGUUUGUAUAUAAAACAUUUUAACCCUAAUGAGCCUGCGAGGAUCAAAACAGGUUUUAUAACCCAACUCUUGUUCUUGAAAUUCUUUGACAUUCUUUGUUGUGAGAACGAUUCAAAUACAUUUUUAAAGGUACAAAAUAAUACCACGCUCAUUCUAAUGAUGAGUAUUUGUAAACUUUUUUUUGUAACUGUAUUUUCUCAUGAAUUUGAAGAUCAAUUCUAAAAUAUAUCAACAGUAAAUUCUCAUGAAAACCAUUUGCAUUGCACCACUUGUUGGUGCCACAAACAACACUGUCAAGUCUUUGGUGGCCAGUUUGUGUGAUUUUCCUUACACAAAAUUUAGGUAAUUAUUUAAGUUUAUCAAAAGAAACUGAAAUAAAACAGGAAGCUACAAUGAUGUACUGCAGUCAAAAUGCAACUCCUUUUGUGCGUUACUAGAAAGCGAUUCCAACAUAAUAAACUUUGCGGACAUAUGUAGGUCUAACACAUUCCUAACAUUUCCUUUAAUGGCUUCGUAUACUUCAUAAACUUGUUAACAUGGUGCUUUCAUAUGAUUACCUGUGAAGAGGAUCCCCUCUUUCACAGCUGAGGUAUUUUGAUCUUUCUAACAGGAGAUGUAAUCUGAGUUCAAGUCAGAGACUAUGGUGCUAUUUAUCUAAUUUUUAUGUGGGUGUAAAAGCAAACCACCAGCAUGGAUGUGGACUUUUGUGAAAAGUGGGGUUUUAUGCAGUUUAUUUAAUCCCUUUUUGUAUUUCUGUAGCGAGCGCCUCCUAAUAUACCAAGCAUUUUGAAGUUUUAAGAGUAUUUAUGAUUUUUUUUGCCUUUGUUUUCCUGUUUGUACAUAUGCUUAUUAAAAUGCCUUGCUUGUCAUGUUCACAUAAUUGAUCAUUUUUUGUUUUUAAUAAAACAAAUGAACAGAA